GGGAAAGGGGAAAAAGCAGACGCAGAUUUGUAAAUCAAAAAAGACGGAAGCAGAGACUAGAGGAAGUAGGAGGAUCCUAGGGUUCCUAUCCAGGGCGUCCUUCGAUCCCUCUUUCCGUACUUCUCUUGAUGCAUAUGAUCCGUAUAUGUAAAUAUAUUCCCAUUUAUGCGUUAUCGACGACCAGUCUUUGUAGCGCGACAAUCUCCGGUCGCGUUAGAUUUGGGACUAAAUUAGGGUUCUAGCGAGUUGUGCCGUAAUAUAGUGGUUUCGAAUUUGAAAGUUGCCGGUUGCUUCGUCGGUUAGGUGUAAGACAUAAAGACAACACAUUGAUUCACAAUCAAAUCUGUAUUUGUAAAUAUGCGAGGGUUGCAGAAAUCAAAACGGGUUUCUUGGGCGUCAGAUGUAAAUCUUUGUCAGGUGAGGCUGUUUCUCUCUGAUGAAUCCCCUUCUCAAGUUGGGUUUGGAGCUCAGGAUCACCUUCAAGCAAAGGCUUCAUGGAUGCCAUCAUCAUCAGGACUGGCUACUGAUGAUAAUUUGCCACCUGGCUUCGAAGCUGCUCAUUCCGCCAACCUGUUGAAGAAUAAGUUGUCCCAAAUCCCUCUUGUUAAAUGGAGAUGCCCUGCAAGAUUUGUUUUGGAUGCCUCAUGGCAAGUUGUUGCUGGUGAAGAAAGCAAAGAAGUGGAUAUACAGAACCAGCGGGAGAUGAGAAUGCUUGAGGCAGUUUAUCCUCGCCCAUCUGCGAUUCCUCCAAACCCCUCUGUCUCAAUGGACACUGGAGAUCCUCCUUACAAUGAUCUGAACACUACUUUGAUCCCCAUCACUCCCAUUGAAGAUGAAGAUGCAGCAGCAGAUGCAGCAGUAGAUCCCGUGGCUCAAAAUGCCAGUGCCAUGAGCUCGCAGGUCCUGCUGUUGCCUCCUGGAAUGCCUCCUGCAUCACAGUUCAGUACCACCGCUUCUCCAAACCUGAUUACCAGUGGAAAUACGGCUGCUGGAAUAUUCCCCGGGCUUGAACCAGAUGUGGCUGCAGCUGCAUAUGCUGCCUUGUCUGCUGUAGUGUCUAGCAAUGAUCAAGGAAACUUGAUUGACCCAGACUUGCUCGUUAAAAUUCUUAGUGACCCAAAAUUGAUUGAAAAAUUAGUUGCAGACCACAGAGCAGCCACUAACCCACAGAUCACACCCAUGCCAAGGCCACCAGGGAUAAUAUUUUCCGAACCACCUUCUGUUCAGAUUAGUCGGGCAGAAGCUGGUGCACCAUCGUUGUCAGUUCCUCCAACUGGACCCUUCUAUGGUCCACCAAAUAGAGCAGGGCCUGUUCCCAAUGCUCGGCCUCCUCCACUAGAUGUACUUCCAGUUGCCUCUCCAUUAGGAGCUCCUAUUGCUAAGGACAUUAACUAUUAUAAGAGCCUUAUUCAGCAACAUGGGGCUGAGAGACAAGAGAACCUUCUGCAGUUUGAUAACCGUCACAGCCAUCAAUUAGUAGCCCACCAAGAAUCAGUUAAUAACCCUAAACCAAGGGAAUUUAAACCCAAGAUAAUGAAGCCAUGUAUCUACUUUAACAGUUCAAGGGGUUGCCGGCAUGGAGCCAACUGUUCUUAUCAGCAUGAUACAUCAUCUCAGCAGCGGGCUGGUAGCGUUCCAGAGGUGCAAAGUACAAAGAGAAUGAAAUUGGACAGGGAGAUUACAGGUGCAUAGUCCUGCUGUUAGCAUUACUCUGUAUAUUUUUUCAAGAGGAAUUGCUAAUUUCUGCCCGGCCCCUUUUGCAUAUUUCUCCUCUGGCUUGGUUUUUGCAGAAAGAAGAAUCAGUUGAAUUUAUUAAUUUUUCCUUUGUUGAUCAUCGUGCUUAUACUGGAAUUAUGAGCGAAAACCUUGAUAUCUGCCAACAGUUCUUGGAUUAUAGUUGAUAUAGCUCCUGAUUUUCCAAUUCAUGGUAUAUUUAUGUUUCA
Messenger RNA from Diospyros lotus (date-plum), 1943 nucleotides. RefSeq names its product zinc finger CCCH domain-containing protein 6. Lineage: Eukaryota; Viridiplantae; Streptophyta; Magnoliopsida; Ericales; Ebenaceae. The transcript is spliced from 4 exons. Bases 358 to 1692 code for a protein of 444 amino acids. Gene Ontology annotation, molecular function: metal ion binding. The record is from RefSeq and is a predicted model, not a curated record.